UGGUAUAGAGUGCUACUUUAUAGUUUCUAGAUUUCUUUCAAUCUCAGAAACUCCGAAUUCUGAAACAAUCGAAGUUAUUCCAAAUUCAGCUGGUUGGCGGUUUCAGAACGUUAGAAUUGAACAAUCUGGGUUUCGAUAAAUUGAAUCUGGAUAGAAAAAAUAUAACCAAAUUAUACCGUGGUAAACAGAGAAUUUACUAAACAUAACCUAUUUAUAGCUGGAUAAAAGUGUCAUUUGUUAGUAAAAAUCUAUUUGAAAAACUUCCUAUGUAUUACGUGAUAUAAAAUUAGUAAUAUAUAAAGGUAAUGUCUUCGGUUUAAUAAUAGAACAACUCAACCCUGCAUAGUUCAGCUUCGUCUCAUAAUAUAAGUCAGAAAUGACUUUUAUUCUAGUCUGAUUCAACUAGGGAAAAUUUACUCAUAAAAAGCAAGGAAGAAGCAUGGAAACUAAUACACAAAUUCCAAACUCUAUUGUCUCAGAGAACAAAAGGAGAGAACAGAAAUAUCGCAAAAAAGAUUCUAGAUCUUGGUAUAAUAUAUCGAAAACCUUAGCAGAAUUGAGUGAUGCUGAAAAAGUAGCUGUCGUUGAAAAGAAGUACAUUGAAUUAUAUAAUGAACUACGCACAUAUGAAGUCGAACAUCAAGAAGUGAUAGCUAAGUACCAGUUACUAUCAAAAGAAAAAGACCACAUUUCAAAUGAGUUAGCAAGGAGUAUGGACAUAAGAACGAGGCUAGAAAGUGUGUGCAGAGAACUCCAGAAACAGAAUAAAACUAUCAAGGAAGAAAAUGCUUUGAAGCUGAAACUGGAAGAGGAUAGAAGGAAAGAAGUGACUUCUCAAUUCCAGAGGACCUUGAAUGACAUUAAUGCAAUGAUGGAUGAGAACCAAAUCACCAAUAUGAAAUUACAGGAUGACAAUUUAGAUAUGUCAGUGAAAAUAGCUGAAUUAUAUAAACAGUUUGAAACUAGAGAAAGUGAUUUAAAGAAGCUCAACAAACAAAUGGAGUUGGAGAAGCAACUAGCUAAAGCCACCAUCGCCAAAGCUGAAUAUGAACUCAAAGCAGAAAGAGAACUUUGGAAAAAAGAAGUGCAAUAUCAUCAAGUAGAAUUAGCAAAGAGUAAAUCUGAUUGCCAAGUUUUGGAAAAAACUAUUAAGAAACUUGAGGAGCACAUAAAUGUUUAUAAAGAGCAGUAUGAUAACUUUGAAGGUACACUCAGUAAAAGUAAUAAAAUGUUCGAAGACUGCAAGGAUGAAAUGCUGAAAAUGACAAGGAAAAUUUCAACACUUGACAAAGAUGCCCUCAACUGGAAAAAAAGAUUUGAAAAUGCUGCUCAAACAAUCGUACAGCUAACAACUGAUAAACAUCAGCAGGAAAUAGAAAAUAUCAAUACGAAUAAAAAAUUACAACAAUUACAGAAACUCUGCAGGCAGUUGCAACUCGAUAGGGCAUGUUAUUUGAAACUUCUCAAAGCAAAUAAAAUUGAGCCUGUCUCAGAAAUUAUCGAGGCUGAACCUGCUGACGUUCCAGAAAAAUGUUCGAAGAAAGAAAUUGAACUCAAACAUCUCCAAAGCGAGUUGAAGUUUAUUCAGUCUCAAUUGAACUUAGUUGACAAAAUCUCUAACUCUGAAAAUACUCAGACCACGACGCCAGUAGCUGCAGAAAAACCAAAUGAAGCCAAACCUUGAGGUCGAUCAUUUCAUAUAGUUUGAAUUUGAGACUUUAUAUUUGUUAGUAUUAGUAUUUUUCUCCAAUUAUGUUCGAUUGAUUUAAUUUUUUUCUCGUGUUUUAUUUAAAAGCUUUUAUAUGUUUAUUUAUGAAAGAAAAUAUGUUUCCUUUCUGAUGCUGUACACUAACACUUGAUUUUCUUGCCUGUGAAGGGUUUUACCAGUAUUUUUUUAUACAAUAUUUGUGUAUGUUUUAUUUUUGUGAACUGUCACAUGAGUGUCUUUGAAAAUUCAUUGGUCCUGAUGUAACCUUUUUUUAUUUCAUUAGAUAUUGGAAAUAAUGGUAUGAUUUUCGAUUUGGUCCUAACAUACAUUGAUAGUUUUCAAUCUUUAAAAGGAAAAACAGAAUUAGAAAUUUCGUUUGAUUAAAUUUCUCAUCUUUUCAAUUAAAAGGCAUCCUACAUGUAGGACUAAUUUGAACUAUAUUUCACAAUAUAAUCUCAUCUGUAUCCUUUUAAUUUGAAUGAGCUGCACUGGUUUUGAAUCAGUUAACUAUAGUAUAAAUGUCACUUUAAUUCUUAUACACUAGGCCUCUUCGAAUAUUGGUGCUACUGUGCUGAUACUAUAAUGAAUAUUAAAAACAGUUUGAUCUUGUUCUUUGAUGGAAAAAAGAUCAAUUUAAAUGAAUGCAAAUAUCGUAAUAAAAUAAUAAUAAUAUUAUGAUUGUUUAGAUGGAUGUAUACUCUUCUUAGUAAUCUUUUUAUAGGUAGUCAGGACUUUGUAUAAUUUUUAAAUGGAAAAUCAUUAAUUUGGUGCAAAUUAUAUUCAUAUUUCAUGAAAAAUGAACUGAUGUGUUUGUAACUGAAUUUUCAAUUGAAUAAAAGAAAAUCUAGGUACACGGAAAAAAGGCACAAUUGAAAAAUUAGUGAAUAGUAUUUUAUGUACACCAUUUUUUCAGAUUUCAUUUCAAUUUUUCUUGCAACACUAUUCUUGCACAACUAUCAAUUUUUUUACAUAACUUUUGAAUUAUUGCUAUCCCUGAUACAGGGUAAUCUUAUUUGAAUUCAUUUAUAUCUUCAUAAAGGUAAUUUUUUUCUAUUGGCAUUAGUCUAUACAUAUAAUGUGUCGUUGUAUGUUAGAAAACGGCAGAUGAAUUAAUUAUUAGGUGUAUUACAGCACACUUAUCUACAAAAUAAAAUAUUUCUCAAAGUGUGAUUCAUUCUUAAGACUGGAUGAAUGAGAAAAGAUAUCCAAGCUUCCCUCUUGAUGGUUGGAUUAUUUGAUGAAGGACCUUUAACUGUUUUCAGAUGUAUAUAUUGGCCUUUGAGGAAGGUUCUACUGGACCAAAAUCUUUCUAUAAUCCGAUAAUUGAUGUAAUAUGGUUUAUCCCAAACGCUGUAAAAAAUCUGGAAUCAAUAAAUUGAAUUUUAAUAUAA
Harmonia axyridis is the source of this 3099-nucleotide messenger RNA. Its product is annotated as alpha-taxilin. Gene Ontology annotation, molecular function: syntaxin binding. NCBI's taxonomy places the organism in Eukaryota, Metazoa, Arthropoda, Insecta, Coleoptera, Coccinellidae. Bases 440 to 1684 code for a protein of 414 amino acids. The record is from RefSeq and is a predicted model, not a curated record. The transcript has 3 exons.